Molecule: messenger RNA, 1564 nt
Organism: Seminavis robusta
Lineage: Eukaryota; Bacillariophyta; Bacillariophyceae; Naviculales; Naviculaceae
Source: the annotation of a GenBank genome assembly
CAUAGAUAGUAUACCAUGACGACAACGACAACAACAACAACAACAACCAAGAUGAAGAAUGAACUCGGAUACGAGAUGGUCGAGUCUUUGGAGGAUCUAUUGGGACGCCUGUUGGUUGCUUCCGAGCGCAAGAUUAGCCGAUCGGUCGAACCCGAUGAAGCCGUGUGGAUGUUAGGGUUGCCCUAUCCGGCCGAUGCUACCAAUGAUCAUUUACGCACACUGCAGCGUCUCUACGUGGCAUUAUUGCAGAACGAUCCUGUUCUCGAUCGAUUAUUGAAUAUGUCAGAGGAAGAAGAUCAAGCCAUUCCAUUACUGUACUUUUUAGAGUUUCCAUUCAUGGUGCUCUGUGCCCGCAAAGACAAGACGGGCUUGUUGCAGUGCCAGAAUCAACAAGACUUUGAAAUUACAGAGAUUGCCAGACGGAUACUCUGUCAUGCCAAGAUACUCUCGUUUUGUCGCACCGUCAUUGCACCACACAACACGACGUGUUCCGCUUCUCUCAUUACCAGUGCGCUUGGAAUCCUCAACAGUCUCAGUGAUGCCUUGGGGAUUCUGUCCAACUCCAAGGCCAAAAAGAUGAUUCAGAGACAUGUCUACCGGCAUGAGUCGUUUAAUGAUGGAUUUCUCGAAUUACGUGACGACUUGGCUACCCUCUUGUCCUCCCACGGUAAUAAUCCAAAACCACAAAUGGUGGCCAAUGCCAUUCUGGUACAGUGGGAACUGGUGGGAACCGUGGCAGGCAGAGAUAUGGCUCCCUCCAUUCUCGGCAGUGCACCCCAGCGAGACGUUUUUGAACAGGCAGUGCUUCGUGUACGAGACCAGUUGGAUCCAAUGGUAGUGUUGCAUUUGCUACAACGACUCGGAUCUUGUGACAGCGACACUACAGUUAGAAGCUCAUCAUCACCCUCCGCUCCCCGCGCCGUCUAUGUAUGUGGCAAUGGCGGCUGCCGCAAGAAAACCACCAAACGGUGUGAUCAAUGCAAAUGUGUCGGAUAUUGUUCGAGAGAAUGCCAAGUGGCCGAUUGGAAAGCCGGACACAAAAAAGUAUGCAACAAAAGCAAAAGCAAGAAACAGAAUGACAAAAAAAUAGGUGCGGCGGCAGCAGAGACGCGAGACGUCACGAGCCCCGCAUUGGCAAAACAAAACGAGCUUCUCCAGAAAAAUCCCGGAUUUGAUUAUGUGAUUGUACUGCCCGAGGGAAAGCAUGAUAUGGGAGUGCAACUGGGAAUUCCCGAUAUAAAGGCCGCGUUUGGAUGCCUGCGGUCCCAAGCACCGCAGGAUCCACAGUGUGUCAGCACCAUGUACAAGUUUUUGCACGCAACUCAUCCAUUGCACAAAGAAAUCAUUCGCAAACAGCUCUUGGCGGAGUAUGGAGUAGAUCCAGAGACUCUACUACGAGGACCCAGCCUGGACGAGUGGAACAACAACAGCAAUGGUCCGAGCCAACAAGUCAUGGAAGUUGUGGACUAGCAAACUGGUGACGACCAAAACGUUUUGAAGGUCCGCUAGCUAGAUAGAAUGCCGUCAGAACGGCCUGAAAGUAAUAAAAUAAGAUCCUUGUCAC